Molecule: messenger RNA, 1083 nt
Organism: Pocillopora meandrina
Lineage: Eukaryota; Metazoa; Cnidaria; Anthozoa; Scleractinia; Pocilloporidae
Source: the annotation of a GenBank genome assembly
AUGGGCGAUCUAAUUCCGAUGAAACCCCUGAGACAUCAAGCUUCUUACGAGAAUGUUGACAUAAAAAGCGGUGUAGUCAUUUUGCCAGACGACCCUGAUCACCAUUACGAUGUACUUCAUCAAAACCACAAGCCGAUAGCGGGGCCUUCGACUUCGUUCAUGACGAGUGCGCCCACUAACAACGACAGGCCGAGGGAGACAGCGAACGAAUCCAGGAACCCACCUUCGACUUCUCUUUUCACGAAUGGAUCCACCACCAACAACAGGCCGAGGAACACUUCGAACGAAGCAAGGAACUCAGCGAACGAGUCCGUCGAUUGCACCUCUUCGGAGAGCCACAAGAAAAAUCAUUCGACGUCAGCAGAGAUACAUAGAGUCCUUGUAGUGUUUGAAUUUGUGUUCGCUUUGAUUGCUUUUGUUCUUGUCUUGCUCUUUGCCCUUGGAAUGCUGAGCUCUUCAAAUUGUCGCCAGAGUUGCCAUAAAGAACUUGUACAACCAGUUCAGACUUCGCGAGCAACGCAGGAAUUUUUCCUUAUAAUGAACGAGCUACGGGCAAACAUGAGCAAUUUAGAUGAGGAAAUAAAAAGCAGGGAUGACAUAAUCACACAACUUCAAGCGCAUGAGGUCGACUUCACAAGAAGGAUCACAGAAUUGGAACGAAAUGAAACUUUUAAACUCGUGGUUGUUAACAAAUCGAAAAUCAUUGGACCGCAAGGCCCCCAAGGAUUCGCUGGGGCUGUUGGCCCAAAAGGAAAAGAUGGAAAAGAUGGAAAAGACGGAAAACCGGGAGAAAAAGGCCCAGCCAACGUGUCAUUGUGUCACUAUUCAACCAUCGAAAGUACCCCAUUUACAGCUUCUGGAUCCGGUGAAGGGCAAAACGUCAGUGUCACAGAAGAACCAGGGUCUAAAAUCAUUGGAGCUACGUGCUCGACCGAAGGAGCGUCAGAAUAUAAUUUUAUAACCAGAGUUAACUCUACGACUAAAGUUCGAGAGCUCGCAUGUGAAUGCAAAGGAAAGUCAAGUGUGUUUACAGCGGGAGUGGAUGGAGCCAAAUGUAUCUUGAAUUACUGGGUGUGCGCUUAG